AUGAGUAACGGUAGCAGUGGCGAAUCGCCUGCGACAGGUGGCGACGACGCGAUAGCUGUCGCACGGCGUGUCGCACGGCAGCUGCUGGACUGCUACGGCCCGGCCGGGUGCGGCAUAGUGGCGAUUAAAGACGUGCCGCAUGUGGAGGCGGUGCGGCUGCAGUUGCUGCCUCUGGCCCGACGCCUCGCUCUAAUGCACCCGUCAUGCCGAAAUGUUUUUUUGCGGGAGCACGGAGUGGGUUCCGACCUGCCUCUCUCCAACCCCAAGCGCCCUGUCUCCUCCUUCUUUAUCAACGUGCCUCUGCCCUCUCGUCCUCGUCCUCCUCGCAGCACAGCGGCUGCUGCAGAGAGCAAGAGAGGCAUGCAGAGCGGCCAUGGGGCCAGUUUUCGGUCGCGCGUGGCACAGACAACGACAACGCGCCCUGAACAGCACCCCACAGCAACACCAACAAACAAUACUUGCACGGCACUGCCUUCAGCAUCACAACAACCAUCACAAGCAUCAUCACAACAAUCACCAUCACCAUCACCACCAUUAUCGUCUGACUGUCCUCCGCAACUUGAUCAUCCACUAACUUCCCUCCUCCCUUCUCUGCUGCAGCCUCCUUCCCAUGGUAUGUGCGCCAUCCCCACCGCCACCUCCCCUCCGCUCUCUCUCCUGCGCCCGCUCAUGCUCCGCCUGGCCUCGCACGCCUCCCAUGCUGCGCUGCUCGUCGCGCUGCUGUGUGACGCCGCUCUCAACCACUCCCUCUCGCCCUGCCCGCCCGGCGCGUCCAGCCUGCCAUGUCCGCACUCACUCGUCCUCCCGCGCGCACGCGUGGCAGGGAAGCGAGCAGCAGGCAGCAACUCGCCCUCUGCUGCUGCUUCUGUUCCUGGCUCUGCUGCACUGCCCGCAGGCCAAGGUGCGGUUUGCUGUGCAUGCAGCAGCAGUGAUGGUGGUGCUGCUGGAUGUGGCUUUGAGAGUGAGCCAAGGUGGGGAGAAGAGCAGCAGCAGCAGCAGCAGCAGCAGCAGCAGCAGCAGCAGCAGCAGCAGCAGCAGCAGCAGGAGAGAGGGGAGGUGCGUCUGGUGGAGGCGAUGGUCGGGGGCACAGGCAAGGCGCGGCUGAUUCACUACCAUGCAUGGGGGGAACUGGAGUGGGAGGGUGGUGGAGUGGAGCAGAGAGGGAGGAGGCGGAAGGGAAGGCGGGGCGGGGAUGAGAGUGGGUGCGGGCAGGUGGGGCAAGUUGGGCUGUGGCCUGUGUGUGAGCAUGUGCGGGGAGUGAGGGGAAAAAAGGGGGAGAAGGGAGGCGAGACAAGAAAAGGGCAUGUGGGACGGUGUGGUGUGUUGAGUGAGGAGUCAGAAGAGGGUCGUGCUGCUAUGGACUCACGAGGGGCCACCACAACCAGGCAAGGCCCUUCACGCGCCUCCAUCCCAUGCAGCUCGUCUCUCCCAUCCCACGUGCCCCUGUGGCAGCAGUGGCACUACGACUACGGCCUGUUCACUGCCCUUGUUGCGCCCCUCUAUGUGCCUGCUGCCUCCCCUUCUGACUUCCACCUCGCCUGCCCUCUCGCCACUGCCUCCCUGGCUUCCUCCUCUGACCUGUCUGCAUCGACAGCAGCUUCUCGAGUCACUUCUGAAGUUUUCACCACCACAGCCACUGACAGCAGCAACGCCAGCACCAGCACCAGCAGCACCACCGCCACCAGCAGCAGUGCCAGCGUUGCCACGGCCACAGCCGGUCUGCACGUAUGGGACCCACUCUCCCGCUCACCUGUACGUGUGGAGCUACCAGCGCGCUGUGUGGCCGUGCAGGUGGGCGAGGCAGCUCAGGUACUGUCAGGGGGUCGCCUCAGAGCUGCUGUGCACUGCGUGGUGCGACCAGGAGGGUGGGGUGACGCUGCUGGGGGAGAAGCAGAAGCAGGAGGGGCAGGGGCUGCAGCAGCAGGAGGGGCAGGGGCUGCAGCAGCAGGAGGGGCAGGGGCUGCAGCAGCAGGAGGGGCAGGGGCUGCAGCAGCAGGAGGGGCAGGCGAGGCGCUGAGCACAAAUCAUGCAGUGUUAUCAGGUAGUGGUGUGGCGUCAGGUAGUGAGGGGGGCACAUCAGGUGGGUCAGGAGCUGUUACGCAGACAACCAUGCAAACGGUGCCUGGAAAGGCUCUUGAGCUCUUUCAUGCUCAGGAGGAAUUUACACCUCAAGGCAGUGCAAGGGUUAGUGACGGCCGCAGUGGGGAGGCUGCUCCCUGUUCAGCGCGUGCCAUCCACCCCGCGUGUGCGUGGAGUCGUGACAUGCUUGCAGUGUUCCUCCAGCCCCCCUGGCACCUGCCCCUCUCCCCUCCUCCUGGCUUCCUGCCCUGUGAUGUCAUACAUGGCCUUCCUCGCUUCUCCUCCUCCUCCUCCUCCUCCUCCUCCUCCUCCUCCUCCUCCUCCUCCUCCUCCUCCUCCUCCUCCUCCUCCUCCUCCUCCUCCUCCUCCUCCUCCUUCUCCUUCUCCUCCUCCCCAUUUUCCUCCCUCCCAUCAACGUCUCCAUAUUCCCUCUGCACUCCCUCACUCACACCUCCUCCCCAUGCUUUUUACACCACCGCUGCACCUACACCCUGCACUUGGCAAGAGGCCCGUGCUUUCCAUGCCACUGCACGUGAAAUAGGCUCGGUGGUGCCGAGCCUAGAGGACCGGUGGAAGCCUGGUUGCUCGUUUGCUGAAUUCUCCCGAGCCACAACGCAAGGGUACUAUGGGUCGACAGGCACUCAGGCCAACAAGGUCACCACUGGCAGCAAUGCCAUGGAGAUGCGAGGCAACUGGUAG
Messenger RNA from Closterium sp. Naga37s-1, 2778 nucleotides. The record is from the annotation of a GenBank genome assembly. NCBI's taxonomy places the organism in Eukaryota, Viridiplantae, Streptophyta, Zygnematophyceae, Desmidiales, Closteriaceae.